Molecule: messenger RNA, 951 nt
Organism: Hibiscus syriacus
Lineage: Eukaryota; Viridiplantae; Streptophyta; Magnoliopsida; Malvales; Malvaceae
Product: probable 2-oxoglutarate-dependent dioxygenase AOP1.2
Exons: 3
Coding region: 22-951 (309 amino acids)
Molecular function (GO): dioxygenase activity
Source: RefSeq, a predicted model, not a curated record
UGAUAGCCGACCUUGACAGAGAUGGGUAUGAUUCCGGUUAUAGAUUUCUCAAAACAAGACUCGAUAAAGCCAGGCAUCCAUGAAUGGGAUUCGACGAAACUUGGAGUCCGGCAGGCACUAGAGGAGUACGGUUGUUUCGAGGCUUUGUUCGACCCAGUCGUGGAGCAUCGGAGCCCGGUAUUUAGAGCCUUGGAAGAGCUCUUCGACUUGCCUUUACAAACAAAAAACCUUUGUGUUUCCGAUAAGCCCUUUCGUGGCUAUUAUGCUUCUCCACCACCGACAUCGUAUGAAAGCAUAUCGGCUGAUGAUGUGCAUAUUGCUGAAAACGUUGAACAACUGCUCACUACCCGUUUAUGGCCUCAAGGAAACAUGAGCUUCAGUAAAACUAUGGUAUCAUUCGCUCAGCUAGUAAUGGAAUUAGAGAAGACAAUUAUGAGGAUGAUUUCAGAGAGUUUUGGGGUUGAGAAAUACGUGGAUGAGCUCAUUGACUCAACAAAUUAUCAACUGAGGGCCAUGAAAUAUGAAGGGUCCAACACCAGCGAGCCAACCAGUGGGUUAGUUGUGCACCAUGACCAGAAUAUGCUGACUCUUUUGUAUCAAAACGAGGUUAAUGGAUUAGAGAUUCAAAACAAAUAUGGAAAAUGGAUGAGUGUAAAGCCUUCUCCCAACUCUAUAAUUGUCAUCAUUGGAGAAUCCCUUAGUGUAUGGUUAAAUGGUCGAUUAUCUCCGCCUUGCCAUCGGGUGAUGAUGACGGAAAACAAGGUCAGAUAUACCAUUGGAGUGUUUGCAUGGACGAAAGGAGGCUACCUAGUGAAGGCUCCAAAAGGACUUGUGGAUGACAAAAUUCCCAUACUCUUCAAACCCUAUGAUCACGAAGAAUUCUUGAAAAUUUUCUCCACCCAACUUGCUCAAGAAGUUGCAUACGAUGUUAAAACUUAUUGCAGUAUCUAA